This is a messenger RNA of Amaranthus tricolor (Joseph's coat), 1551 nucleotides long. RefSeq lists its product as uncharacterized. NCBI's taxonomy places the organism in Eukaryota, Viridiplantae, Streptophyta, Magnoliopsida, Caryophyllales, Amaranthaceae. The record is from RefSeq and is a predicted model, not a curated record. Gene Ontology annotation, molecular function: nucleic acid binding; zinc ion binding. The coding region runs from base 1 to 1551 and encodes 516 amino acids. The transcript has 4 exons.
AUGCCUCCAUUCUUGAGAAAGAACGGAAAUAGAGGUGACUCUGACCGUGUACUUCGGAACCUAGUGAAAGCCCUAGCUGGUGCAAGAAACCCCAGACAUAAAUCCAUAGAAGAGCUGGCUUCAUUAAUUACUAAGAGGAUAGCCCAGUGUAAGCCCUCUACUUAUGAUGGGAAAGGACAACCUUCUGCGCUGGAAAACUGGUUUCGAGAGUUUGACAAACUCUUUAGUGUAGUUCGAUGUCCCGCAGAAUUUAUGGUCGACCAGGCUGCAUUUUAUCUGGUCGAAGAUGUUGACUACUGGUGGACACAUAGUAAGGCGAGGCUGAUAGUGGAGAAUGAUGGUGAAUUAAGCUGGGAACGUUUUAAGGGAGCGUUAAGGGAUCAAUUCUGCCCACCUCACGUGAGGAAGGAUAGGUCAAACGAGUUUGCUAGGUUUGAAAGGGGGAAUUUAACAGUGGAUGAGUAUUAUCAGAAAUUUAUGGAAUUUCUGAAGUUUUGCCCCGAGGACGUCCCGACUGAAACAAAUAAAAUGCAACGUUUCGAACUGGGUUUAUCGUACGAGAUUCCAAAAUACAUUGAGAUCGAUAGGGUACAGAAACCUCUUUAUCACCGCAAUGGAAAGGAAAGAAUUUAUAACUGUAGGAGAUGCCAGAAAAAUCAUCCAGGGAGAGAUUGUCGGGGAGCAUUAGUGGACUGUUCAUACUGUGGUAAAUCGGGUCACAGAAUGUAUGAGUGCUAUGCUCGAUUGGGACAACAAGAGCCUCAAGGGGUAAUCACAGAGGUUUUCUACAACAACGCUUCGAUAAUGGUUGGAGUGGUAAUGACACGAGAAGUGGAAAUGAAAACGGUGGUGGUUAUGGUAGAAACCCUAGGGGUGUCUCAAACCUUAGGUUUCAGAGAAAUCAUUCCGGAAUUCAGCAACCUCAAGGGAAUGCUAGGAAUGAGAACUUUCCUAGACAACGAGGUAGUCAAGGAGGCACUACGCCAGUCUCUCACAAUUAUGGCAGACUAUCAGCAGUUAACGCUAGGGAAGCAGCACAAGUGUCCGAUAUUUAAAGACUUAGGAUUGGAAAAUCCCAAGAAAACAUCUUUCUCAGUCGCUAAUCCUUCCGGAGAGACCUUUCAUUGUAGUAUGUUAUUUCGUGGGGCGUCGGUCAAUAUAGGAAAGACAAAAUUCUCGAGUGAUUUGUUUUCUUUGGAAAUGGAAGGUCUAGAUGUAAUCCUUCGGAUGGAUUGGUUGGGUAGAUAUAAGGCAGUGAUAGAUUGUGAGGGACAAUCCGUAACGCUAAGCGGACCCCGAGGAGAGAAAUUUAAAUAUAGGAAGUUUCCUAAGGGACCCAAGGUUCGAAUUGAUGAUAUUCCUGUAGUCCGUGACUUCAAGGAUGUAUUUCCAAAAGAGCUUCCAGGCAUGCCACCGAAAAGAGACGUGGACUUUUCAAUCGAUUUGGUGCCUCGGACAGGGCCAAUUUCAAAAGCCCCUUAUCUUAUGGCUCCAAAGGAAAUGGAAGAAUUAAAGGUGCAAUUAGAGGAGUUGUUAAAAAGGGUUAUAUAA